CGCCCCAAAUCGGAAGUGACGGAAACGAGCUAGCGCGUCGAAGAUACCUCUAUGGUUUUCCUCCCGUGCUUGAGUCGGGAAAUGGCCGCUGUGUAGUUACAACGGAGAUAAGUCCCGGGAACCGUGCUUUCGGCGUUUCAGGAAUUUGAAUUCAGAGUUUAAUUUCUCAGAACGUUUUCUCCAGGAAGAAUUUUAACAACAUCUCAAAGACUUCACUUGACUGCUUAAUCCUGAAUAAAACCCAAGGAGAAAAGAAAUGGGUCGCUCCAAUUCUAGAUCACAUUCUUCGAGAUCAAAGUCUAGAUCACAGUCUAGUUCUCGAUCAAGAUCAAGAUCACAUUCUAGAAAGAAGAGAUACAGUUCUAGGUCUCGUUCCAGGACAUACUCAAGAUCUCGUAGUAGAGAUCGUAUUUAUUCUAGAGAUUAUCGUCGAGAUUACAGAAAUAAUAGAGGAAUGAGACGGCCUUAUGGGUACAGAGGAAGGGGCAGAGGGUAUUAUCAAGGAGGAGGAGGUAGAUACCAUCGAGGUGGUUAUAGACCUGUCUGGAAUAGAAGACACUCUAGGAGUCCUAGACGAGGUCGUUCACGUUCCAGGAGUCCAAAAAGAAGAUCCGUUUCUUCUCAAAGAUCCCGAAGCAGAUCUCGCCGGUCAUAUAGAUCUUCUAGGUCUCCAAGAUCAUCCUCUUCUCGUUCUUCAUCCCCAUAUAGCAAAUCUCCUGUCUCUAAAAGACGAGGGUCUCAGGAAAAACAAACCAAAAAAGCUGAAGGGGAGCCCCAAGAAGAGAGUCCUUUGAAAAGUAAAUCACAGGAGGAACCGAAAGAUACAUUUGAACAUGAUCCAUCUGAAUCUAUUGAUGAGUUUAACAAAUCAUCAGCCACAUCUGGUGAUAUUUGGCCUGGCCUUUCAGCCUAUGAUAACAGUCCCAGAUCUCCUCAUAGUCCUUCACCGAUUGCUACACCACCUAGUCAGAGUUCGUCUUGCUCUGAUGCCCCCAUGCUCAGUACAGUUCACUCUGCAAAAAACACCCCCUCUCAGCAUUCACAUUCCAUUCAGCAUAGUCCUGAAAGAUCUGGGUCUGGUUCUGUUGGAAAUGGAUCUAGUCGGUACAGUCCUUCUCAGAAUAGUCCAAUUCAUCAUAUCCCUUCACGAAGAAGCCCUGCAAAGACAAUCACACCACAGAAUGCUCCAAGAGAUGAGGCUAGGGGACGUUCUUCAUUUUAUCCUGAUGGUGGAGAUCAGGAAACUGCAAAGACAGGAAAAUUCUUGAAAAGGUUCACAGAUGAAGAGUCUAGAGUAUUCCUGCUUGAUAGGGGUAAUACCAGGGAUAAAGAGGCUCCAAAGGAGAAAGGAUCAGAGAAAGGGAGGGCAGAGGGAGAAUGGGAAGAUCAGGAAGCUCUAGAUUACUUUAGCGAUAAAGAGUCUGGAAAACAAAAGUUUAAUGAUUCCGAAGGGGAUGACACAGAGGAGACAGAGGACUAUAGACAGUUCAGGAAGUCAGUCCUUGCAGAUCAGGGUAAAAAUUUUGCUACUACAUCUCACCGGAAUACUGAGGAGGAAGGACCCAAGUACAAGUCCAAAGUUUCACUGAAAGGCAAUAGAGAAAGUGAUGGAUUUAGAGAAGAAAAAAACUAUAAACUUAAAGAGACUGGCUACGUAGUGGAAAGGCCUAGCACUGCAAAAGAUAAGCACAAGGAAGACGACAAAAAUUCUGAAAGAAUAACAGUAAAGAAAGAAACUCAGUCACCUGAGCAGGUAAAGUCUGAAAAGCUCAAAGACCUCUUUGAUUACAGUCCCCCUCUACACAAGAAUCUGGAUGCACGAGAAAAGUCUACCUUCAGAGAGGAGAGCCCACUUAGGAUCAAAAUGAUAGCCAGUGAUUCUCAUCGACCUGAAGUCAAACUCAAAAUGGCACCCGUUCCACUUGAUGAUUCUAACAGACCUGCUUCCUUGACUAAAGACAGGCUACUUGCUAGUACACUUGUCCAUUCUGUCAAGAAAGAACAAGAAUUCCGAUCCAUCUUUGACCACAUUAAGUUGCCACAGGCCAGCAAAAGCACUUCAGAGUCAUUUAUUCAACACAUUGUGUCCUUGGUUCAUCAUGUUAAAGAGCAAUACUUCAAAUCAGCUGCAGUGACUCUAAACGAGAGGUUCACUUCGUAUCAGAAAGCCACUGAAGAACAUAGUGCCAGGCAAAAGAGCCCUGAGAUACACAGGAGAAUUGACAUCUCUCCAAGUGCCCUGAGGAAGCAUACUCGUUUAGCAGGAGAAGAGAGAGUUUUUAAAGAAGAAAAUCAAAAGGGAGAUAAAAAAUUAAGGUGUGAUUCUGCUGAUCUUCGGCAUGACAUUGAUCGUCGGAGAAAAGAAAGAAGUAAAGAACGGGGGGAUUCCAAGGGCUCCAGGGAAUCCAGUGGAUCAAGAAAGCAGGAAAAAACUCCAAAAGAUUACAAGGAAUACAAAUCUUACAAAGAUGACAGUAAACAUAAAAGUAGAGAGCAAGAUCAUUCUCGAUCUUCAUCAUCUUCAGCGUCACCUUCUUCUCCCAGUUCUCGGGAAGAAAAGGAGAGUAAGAAGGAAAGAGAAGACGAGUUUAAAACUCACCACGAACUGAAAGAAUACUCAGGCUUUGGAGGAGUUAGCCGACCACGAGGAACCUUUUUUCGAAUUAGAGGCAGAGGAAGAGCCAGAGGAGUUUUUGCUGGGACAAAUACUGGUCCAAACAACUCAAAUACUACUUUUCAAAAGAGACCGAAGGAAGAGGAAUGGGAUCCAGAAUAUACCCCAAAGAGCAAGAAGUACUUCUUGCAUGAUGACAGAGAUGAUGGUGUGGAUUAUUGGGCCAAAAGAGGAAGAGGUCGUGGUACUUUUCAACGUGGCAGAGGGCGCUUUAACUUCAAAAAAUCAGGUAGCAGUCCAAAAUGGACUCAUGACAAAUACCAAGGGGACGGGAUUGUUGAAGAUGAAGAAGAGACCAUGGAAAAUAAUGAAGAAAAGAAGGACAGACGCAAAGAAGAAAAGGAAUAGUAAAUCUGAAGUGAGAUUGCAACAGAGAGCAGAACUUGCACCCACCAUUUUUUUACCUGAUUUUUGUUUUCAAAUAAGAAUGUAAGCAUUUUACUUAAAUUUUACUGUUUGCAAGUAGUCAAUAGAAAUUUUGUUUUAAGUCUUCAAAUAUCUUGAAAAAUAGUAGACUGUAUGUUGAAAAUUGUACUGAAAUAAAGUAGAAAAUUGUUACGUACCAUAUUUGUAACUAUCAACUUUUAAAAAAAUACUUUUACUGUUUUUGUUACAUGCAUUGUAAUUCGCUUUGUCUAUAAGAUAUGGUCAAGUACAGCUCUGUGAAAGUUCUGAUUCUCUUCCUUCCCUGUUUGUUAAUGUUUAUUCUGAAGUAAACGUUAGCUCUACAUACAAAUCCCUGGACAGAAGUUGUUUAUAGAGACCACACUAAUUAUUUUAACUAUAUACAUCUGUUUAACAUUCUCCUUAAUUCAAACACACUACAUUGUAGGGUGACUAAUUUUUGAGGUGUACCACAGAAAAGGUUCUUACUUUGGCAAACUAAGCUAAUUUAACACGUCAGCAAAUGUUUAAAAAGAGAAAAAAGCUUUAUCAAUAGUUAAAAAGUACAAGCUAUUAAAAGAUUGAAAAUUACGAGAAAUUUUUUUUUUUUUUUUAAUUGAAAGCAAGCAGUGGCCUAUAAAACCAUUCUUAGGAGCCUUUACUUUUGGGGCUGAAAAUUCAAUGUUUUUUCUAUUCUUAUUUGAAAGUUUGAGUCAUGGUCUUAGAUAUCAGCUAAUCUUUGAGAGAGGAACUGGUCUGUAAUAAUACAGAUGACAAAAUCCAUUCUUACUGAUCAUCUUCUAAGAAACAGAACAAAACCUGUAAUCCUGGUGUUGGUGUGGAAGAGGAUUGUCCUGCAGAAUAAGUUGAUACAUUAAAAAGAUGUACCUGAUUUCAUAUCUUACAUAUUUAUUUGAGCUUUUGGACAGCUGAAACAUUAGUUUGUAGUCUAACCAUAAGGAAAAAUAGGCAAAAAAACCAUUAUGUUAAUUAGUAUUUUAAGUAACUUGUUUUUCAAUAAAAAGUUUUGACAGGAAGUUUGUUGCAGCAUUGGUCUAACUUGGUUUUUACUUUUUCCCUAUUUUCAGUUGCAGUUUAUAAAAUGGCUUUUUCUUUUUCUUCCCAAGGGUUCUAUUCUUCAGGUAGAUAAUCUUUCAGAUGUGGAUUAUCUUUUUGUUUGUUUAUGCUGAUAGCUCUUAAGAUGAAAACUCAAAAUAGUAAAUUUCACUGUCAAGUCUCUGUCAGUGACCAUCUGUAAAAGUAGUCAAAUUUCAUUUGUUAAUUCAGGAACCAAGUUAGUUGUAUAUGUUUGCAUUAAAAGGAGGAAAUGCUUGUUCUGUUAAGUGUAAACUUUUUCAAAGAUCUUAAUAUAUGGAUCUUUCAUCCUUCGUGAUUUGCAGUGCUCCUAGCACCUUGAUUGCAGCCAAAGGCAUUUGCUAAGAACUGUAAGGGAAAAAUAAGAAAACAAAAUUCAAUAUACAUGAUGUUUAUGGCCCUAGGACCCUUAGUAUUGCAUGAUUUCUCCUAUUAAUUUUGUCUUUUCUGAAAUCGUUAGAGCAGAGGAAAUACUGUCAAAGCAAGUUUGUUGUUAUGUUAGUCAGGACACAGCUAAUAUUCUCCUAGUCAGAAGAAUACUUAAUUACAUGCGAAAGCAACAUGGAUUUAAUCUUCAACACAAGAAUUUUCAUAACCAUUUUAUUUUAUACAAAUAAACUUAGCUUUUAUUUUAAGUUAUUAUUUGGUUAGAUACUGGAUCUCUGUGCAUGACUAUAAAUGUGCAGUUUUGUUUUUCCACUUAAGACAAUAGGAAAAAGGGAAUUUGCUGAGAAAUUAUUUAAUAGGGAGUGGGAAUAAACCUACCAAAAUUCUAUCAGCAAGUUAUAUUUUAAGUGCAAAUGUGCUGAUUUAACCCAAAUAGAUACAUGAUUCGGUUACUUUUAUUCUAUUACACAAAAUUGAGGAAAGAGGAUUAUGCCAGAAUUUAGUAAGAAGGGUGAUAGAACUCUGCAGUAGGAUGCCAUUGUGGAUGUUCUCUUUUUCAGAGCCAAACAUAUGAAAAGCCUAUGUUGUGUUAAGCCACAUUUAACUCCACACUUCAUAACAUGUUACAAAGCUGAAUGGUAAGGGUAUUUGUUUACAAAUGACAGAAAAUAACUCUUUGAUACCUGCAUUAACAGACUUCCUUUUGCCUAGAGAAGGAAAAUAAAAAUGAACCAAAGGAUAUUUCCAGAAAGGAUUAAGAAACCUGUUUAAGAAGGCCAUGACUCAGUCUUUAGGUGUGUAUACCUUUCAACAUUCUAGGAAGUUUAAUAUAAAAUAGCAAAAUAUGUUUUUUCCAAUUGCAGCCUACUUUAAGGAAUUAACUAUUGUUCCCUUUUGUCACAGUUAAAAUCAAGUGUUGGGAAUUAAAUUAUAAUUUGAGUAAAAAUACUACCCAAUACGAACGAAUGUAGAUGGCUAAACGAUUCUUAGUGUGUUGUAUAUUGCAACAGGGACCCUUGUAAAUUGUCAUAUGCCAAUAAAAUGUCAUAAGUGGUAAUAGCCGUUGUUUGUUUACCUGAUUUUGAGACUAUUUCUGUGUCUGAUCUAUACAGCUGAUUUCUGUGACCUAUUUAUAGAUUUUUGAAUACCAACUCCUCUGUUAGUAAAAUUACUGGUAUGCUAUGGCUUUUUUGGGGGGUUGAUACAUACUUCACAAAACUCAAACCCCAUAUACUGUUAUUUUUUUGUUUUCCCUGGUAAUUCCAAGCUGUUAUUAGAGAAUACAGGAAUUCGAGAUUUCUAGUCUAGUUCUCCUGUUCUUGUGUUAAUACAAGAACUUGCCAGCCAUAAUAUUAUGGAGAAUCAGCAUUACUUCUCUUUUUAAAAACUAUAGUAGUACAUUAAUAACUAAAAAGAGGUUGGAUUUUGUUUUGUUAGACUAUAAUUUUGUGUAAAAUCUGGUGUAAUUCUUACCAUGCCCCUUUUAACAAAGUGGACCAUUCUGUCAACUUGAAAAAAAAAAGCAUUUUUCACAGACAUUUGUGUGCUAAGACCUAUAGUAUAUAUUUUGACUAAUAAUAUAUUAAGAGGCAAUUGGAGAAAAAAAGUUUAUUGUCAUGGGACUGUAUUAGUCUAGACUUAAUAGUCUCUGGAUAGAGAUCCUGAUACAUCCUUUAACAAAAUUUUAGAAUGUUAUCUGUUACCAUAUUAGGGUUAUCAAAUAGUUAAAACCAUUAUUACAUCUGAAUGUCAAGGGUUAUAUUAAUGAAGUUUUAAGCCAACAGGAUUUGUUAUUAUUCAGUUUCUUAGAAUCUCAGAGAUAUAUGGAAAUUUGUUUUUUCCAUUGUCUUACUCAAGAGCCUUUGAGAUUGUGUAGGUUUAUGAGCUGGACUCCUUAUAUUUCUGAAACAUUCAGUAAUGAUAAGUGUGUGUUGACUAUGCAGAUGAAGCCAAAGUUCUACAUUUAAUUAAGUCUUCUAGUUCUCUUUAUAUUGUUACGUCACAUCAUACUUUAGCCUUUAAAAAUGGAUCCCAUUGGUUAAAAAAAGAGACACAGACAUUAGGAUCUGUGUUUCCCACUACUAGAAAAAAAACUUCAAAUAAUGUUUCUUAAUUAUAAUCUCUGUGUAAGAAAAAUAUUCCCCCUGCUGCCCAAAAAUAUUUUUCCUACAGAUAUUUUGGAUGAUUUAAAACAGUUGAACCUAUUGGCAGCACUCUUAAGAUGCAGAAGAUAAUCUUGAUUCUUACAAGUAGAAAAGGAUUGGGCAAGUGGAUUUUAAUGCUACUCUCCUAAAAAUCAAAAUGAGAUUUUUCAUAGUAAUCUCUUGGGGUUGCCCAGCGUCCUGAUGCAGUAAUGAGUACUCCUUUUAGUAAAACUAGAUGAUAAUUAAGUACACCUUCAUAUUAAAUGACUUGGAAGGAUUUUUACUCACAGCAUGACCUGUGUAUUUGGCAGUGAUAACUUCUUGGUACUAUCAUUGUAAUGGCGAAUUUCAUGGAGUGCAUAAAGCCAUCGAAAAAGAAUACCAUUCUCAUCCUCCAGAAUAGUUGUUUACUUGCUACCUUAUCUAGCCCUUGACUAUGGAAGAUCAUAAUUUUUCUGUCUUAAUGUACCAGAAAGAGAAAGUAAUAAACUUUUUAUUAGGGUACUUCUAAAGCUGCCAUGGGGGGAAUGUUAAGUACUCUUUCAGUUUUUUGAAGGAAAUUGAGUAUCACACCAAAUGUAAGCAUGAAAAGAAAGUUACAAUAAAAUAUAAAAUUUAACUGGUUAAUGUCAGUAUAUACUUAUAGUGUGUGCAUACAUUUGGUGGUGAUACUUCUACUUCAAAAUCAGAGUGUUAAAUCAGAGUGUUGAUCUGCUUUUCACCCCUCUAAUACUGUGGUAAAGAUACCCCACUGCUGCAGUAGACUCCUGACUUGGACUCCUUAGCCCUUAAAUUUCAUCCUUUAGUUGCCGCCUGUGGGAUAUUUUUCAGCUGUAAAAUUGGUGUCAUUUUUAGCUAAAACCCUUCGAUGUCUUCUCUUGCCUAAAUAUUAGUCAAGAUGAACAACAUGAGCCAGUUUUUACCUUUAUGCUUUACCUACUUACCCAUCCCUUGUUCACUUACCUAUCUUAAAAUCUUACACCCUAGCAAAAAUUCUAAAUUCUUUUUAUGUCCUCAUUGAAUGUAGCACAUUCUUUUAGGCUAGCAACUCAUUCCAUUUAAAUGUCUUUAUUUGCCAGAAUAAAUGUUUAGCAAUUUGCAUUGUGUAUGGCAUACAUACAUAGGUAUGAAAUAAAUGCUCCUUGAAUGUAUAAUGAAAGCAUGAUAUAAUUGUAUAUGUAUAGAGGUAUGAUUAGCAUAAGCCUUUUUUUUUUUUUUUUUUUUUUUUUUUUGUGGCUGCUGCU
This is a messenger RNA of Panthera uncia (snow leopard), 7928 nucleotides long. It is a transcript of the gene BCLAF1, whose product is annotated as BCL2 associated transcription factor 1. The transcript is spliced from 13 exons. Gene Ontology annotation, biological process: positive regulation of transcription by RNA polymerase II. Lineage: Eukaryota; Metazoa; Chordata; Mammalia; Carnivora; Felidae. The record is from RefSeq and is a predicted model, not a curated record. Bases 257 to 3022 code for a protein of 921 amino acids. Gene Ontology annotation, cellular component: mediator complex. Gene Ontology annotation, molecular function: transcription coregulator activity; DNA binding.